CUAAUUUGAAGAACUAGUCAAUAUUUUAAAUCUUAAAAAAAAUAAAUAUUUAUAAUUUUUCAAGAGGGUUCAAGCAUUUAUUUCAUAUCGGACUAUAAAUACUUAAACAUGUUAAAUAUUCCAUAUUUUCGCAUUUAUUUAGUCGCUAUUUUAAUAAGACCACGCUUUUUCACCAACGCGUAUUAUUAUUGUAAUAAGGAGAGCCAAUUAUGUGGUACUAGCAAGCAUUUCAUGUGUGAUCCAAAUUCUGUGCCUAAAAAUGGCGAACUUCUCGGUCUGCUGCCGUUGACGCGAAAAAUUAAACGUUUAUAUGUCGACCGACACAAUGAGUUGCGCAAUAAAAUAGCUGGUGGUGAACAAAACUUCAAAGGCGAUGGAAAGUUUCCAAAAGCCACGCGCAUGCGUGAAGUAAUCUGGGAUGAUGAGCUAGCGUAUAUAGCCGGAAUCCAUGCGAAACGUUGUAAUAUGGAGCACGAUGCUUGCCAUGCUACUGAGCGGUUUCCAGUCUCCGGUCAAAAUCUUUAUAUGUGGCGUGGAGGUGUAAAGCCAAAGAUAAAAUCUAAUGAACUGGUAAAAUCAAUAGAUAUAUGGUGGUCCGAAUAUAAAUUUGUAGAAGAUGGCAAUGCACUGGUAGAUGAAUUUUGUAACGGCGCUGACUUUCAUAAAGUCGGCCACUUCACUGCAAUUGCAAACGAACGUGCAGCAUUUGUCGGUUGUGGUUUGGCGCUGUGUCAAAACUGUACCAAUCGCGCUUAUUGUAUCGAGGUUACUUGUAAUUACUCACUCACCAAUUUAGUGGGUUCACCUAUGUACAAGACGGGCGUUUCAUCGGCAACUGAAUGUGAUUACUAUGAAAGUGUUCCAAGUACUAAUUAUCCGAAUCUUUGUGAAAAUAAUGGCAAAAUUUUUGAUAAUUAAGUUGAUGAAUAAAUUUUUUGUAUUUGCGAUUGACUAUUCA
Molecule: messenger RNA, 958 nt
Organism: Zeugodacus cucurbitae (melon fly)
Lineage: Eukaryota; Metazoa; Arthropoda; Insecta; Diptera; Tephritidae
Product: antigen 5 like allergen Cul n 1
Exons: 3
Coding region: 109-918 (269 amino acids)
Source: RefSeq, a predicted model, not a curated record